Molecule: messenger RNA, 1103 nt
Organism: Vitis riparia (riverbank grape)
Lineage: Eukaryota; Viridiplantae; Streptophyta; Magnoliopsida; Vitales; Vitaceae
Product: dephospho-CoA kinase
Exons: 3
Coding region: 250-957 (235 amino acids)
Biological process (GO): coenzyme A biosynthetic process
Molecular function (GO): dephospho-CoA kinase activity; ATP binding
Source: RefSeq, a predicted model, not a curated record
CGAAGAUGAAAGACAAUAGUGAAGGUGUUUUAUCGUCCCAACGACUACAAUCACCACCAUAAACCCUCAAACUUCAAUCUCUGAAUCUCCAUAUUCUUAGCCACUGUCCAAACGACUGUAACUUACCUUCCUCCGCUCUUAUCAAAUGAACCUAGGGAGAUUCGAUCUUCUCUUAACCGGUUCCUCUUUGGUACGGUAGGGUUUUCCUUUAAUUUUUGGUACGGUGUUUACAGUGAGCCAGGUGAAGAAAUGAGGAUUGUAGGAUUGACAGGUGGAAUCGCAUCAGGGAAGAGUACGGUUUCCAAUCUCUUCAAGGUCCAUGGCAUCCCCGUCGUCGACGCGGAUCUCGUUGCUCGCGUGAGUGAUGUAUUGAAGGAAGGUAGUGGAGGUUGGAGGAAGGUUGUUGCAGCAUUUGGAAAUGAAAUUUUGCUUGAUAAUGGUGAAGUUGACCGGGCAAAAUUGGGUCAGAUUGUAUUUUCUGAUCCGGGCAAACGCCAACUGCUCAACCGGCUACUGGCCCCUUUUAUAUCAUCUGGUAUUUUUUGGGAAGUUUUCAAGCUAUGGAUGAAGGGGUUCAAGGUUAUUGUUCUUGAUGUCCCUUUGUUGUUUGAGGCCAAGAUGGACGGCUGGACAAAACCCAUUAUUGUUGUAUGGGUUGAUCCUGAAACACAACUUCAGCGACUGUUGGCAAGGGAUAGAACAUCUGAGGAGGAUGCCAGAAACAGGAUAAAUGCCCAGAUGUCACUGGAUUUGAAGAGGAGCAAGGCAGACAUAGUAAUCGAUAACACUGGGUCACUGGAGGAUCUGAAUGAACAGUUCCAGAAUGUAUUAUUUCAGGUCAAAAGGCCCUUGACAUGGACUGAAUUUGGGCUUUCAAGGCAGGGAGCUUUUUCAGUUCUUCUUUCUGUUACUAUAGGUGUUCUCAUAUGCAGAAAAUUUUAUAAUAAUGGUUUAUAGCUGUUAUAUGUACCUGAGACUUUUAAUAUCUGAGAUUGCUGGUGUAUUUCAUGUAACUCUAUUUGUGUUUCAUUUCAAAGGGCUGUAUCUUUGAUCUUUCUUGGAAAUGAAAGUUCUUGAUUGAGAGGUUGUCAAUUUGAUUGAAA